AUGCGCCUGUCUGCUUACUUAUCAAAGGACACAUCAGAAGAACAGGGAGAUGUAAAUUUGGCCCUCACAGCUCUUGAGCAGAAGCUCUGCAAGCAUUUUAUACGGAUAGCAAUUGUUGGAAAAAGAGGAAGAAAGGUUCCUGUUCUUCUAACUCCAUCAAUGAGAGAAUCCCUUGAAGCUCUUACUGAAAGCAGAGAAGAAUGUGGGGUGCUGAAGGAUAAUGAAUAUCUGUUUGCAUUGCCACAAUCUGCCCAUUACAUCAGGGCUUGUGACUGCAUGAGGCAAUUUGUCAGUGAAUGUGCUGAAAUAAAAAAUCCUCAAGCGCUAACGUCAGUAAAACUGAGGAAGCAUAUUGCUACCCUGUCUACUGUUCUCAACCUCAAAACCACCGAACUCGACCAGUUGGCAGACUUCCUUGGUCAUAAUAUCGCUGUUCACAGGAAACACUACAGGCUCCCAGAAAGCACCCUCCAAUUAGCCAAAGUGAGUAAAGUCCUCCUGGCAAUGGAACAAGGACGCCUAGGAGAUUACAAAGGAAAAAGCCUCGAUGAAAUACAAGUUGAUGUAAAUGAGACCAUUCAAAUGGAAGGACCUUUAGAAGGGGACAUUGAAGAUGUCAGUAUGCUAGGAGAUGAGGGGUCCGAAGAUGAGGUCAACAUGUCAUCCAGACAAGAAUGUACUUCCACAUCACAAAGUCAAAACCAAGGAAUGUCUCCAACAGAUGUCAGUAUGCCAGGAGAAGAAGGGUCAGAAGAUGAGGUCAGCAUGUCGUCUUUGCAAGAAUGUACCUCCACAUCACAAGCCCAAAAACGGAGUGUCGCUGGAAAAAAGAGAGAGCUCACUGAUGGAGUGGAGAGUCUUUGUCAGUGGGUCAGCCCCCUGUAA
This is a messenger RNA of Melanotaenia boesemani (Boeseman's rainbowfish), 885 nucleotides long. RefSeq lists its product as uncharacterized. Lineage: Eukaryota; Metazoa; Chordata; Actinopteri; Atheriniformes; Melanotaeniidae. The transcript is spliced from 5 exons. The record is from RefSeq and is a predicted model, not a curated record. Bases 1 to 885 code for a protein of 294 amino acids.